Aspergillus ibericus CBS 121593 is the source of this 1320-nucleotide messenger RNA. RefSeq names its product putative serine/threonine protein kinase. The record is from RefSeq and is a predicted model, not a curated record. Lineage: Eukaryota; Fungi; Ascomycota; Eurotiomycetes; Eurotiales; Aspergillaceae. Bases 27 to 1250 code for a protein of 407 amino acids. Gene Ontology annotation, biological process: spliceosomal complex assembly; protein phosphorylation; regulation of mRNA processing. Gene Ontology annotation, molecular function: protein kinase activity; ATP binding. The transcript has 5 exons.
GCUUGUUGAGGGCUAGUGCAGUGACGAUGCUACACCUAACACGCCGAUUCACAGGAUACGUCCUUCAGAGGCCGUCUUCGCCAGUCCGACGAUUUACUCAAUCAGUCAUUCGUUUGAACUCAUCCGACAAGCUAGAAGAGGAAACGCUGCCCUGGUACUCCCCCGACCAAUUCUACCCAGUGAAAAUAGGGGAGACAUUUCGCUCUAGAUACCUAGUAGUCGGGAAACUAGGCUAUGGAGGAUACUCCACGGUGUGGCUUUGCAGGGAUCUACAACAACAUGCCCACGUUGCAUUGAAGAUAUAUGAACGUGACUCUGCCCAUGGCGAAAGAGAAACAGAGGUGUAUAAUCAUCUCAAAAGCGUCGAGUCAGAUCUCACGGGCUCUGUCCUAGUUCGACAUACACUAGAUGCCUUUCAGAUUAGCUCUGGUGACUCUUCCCAUCAAUGUCUCGUGCAUCCGCCUUUAGGCAUGAGUCUGUUCGAGCUACGCAACCGGGCUCGAGGGAAGGUUCUUCCGGAGAAUGUAGUCAAGCCGGCCUUGAUCCAUAUUCUUCUUGCGCUGGACUUUCUGCAUACCGAUGCUCGUGUUGUUCAUACUGACAUACAAGAAAAGAACAUCAUGCUCAGUGUAGAGGAUGAGUCAAUCCUGGUCGACUUCGAAGAAGCGGAGAAAUCCGAUCCAAGCCCACGGAAAGUCAUCGGAGAUCGUGUCAUCUAUUCUUCUCGGAAACUUGGCAUUCCUAAGAUACAUGGCCGUCCUAUCUUAUCUGAUUUUGGUGAUGCUCGGUUUAUAUCGAGUUUAGGUACACAGUGGGAGGAUGUGCAGCCGUGGAUCUACCGGGCUCCUGAGGUAGUAUUGCGGAUGCCAUGGGAUGAGAAGAUCGAUACUUGGAAUGUAGGGGUUCUUGCCUGGGAUCUAUUCGAACAGGGACACCUUUUUUAUGCCCGGGAUGCCGAAAAGAACGCUUCCGAUGCUCAUCAUCUGGCUGAGAUGGUAGCAAUUCUUGGACCGCCGCCAAAAGACAUCCUUCAACGGAGUGAGUAUGCGAGCAACUUUUUCGAUAACGAAGGUAAUUGGAAAGGCGCCGCCAAGAUACCCUCUAUAUCUUUAGAGAAACUUGAGGGAAGGCUGGAAGGGACACACCAAGAACAAUUUCUCUGCUUCUUGCGCAAAAUGCUCCGGUGGAAACCAGAGGAUCGGGCCUCUGCGAAGGAAUUGUUAUCGGAUCCUUGGUUAAAGUCGACUUGACUCAAGUGGCGCUCAAAGCGCUCGAUUCUAAGCUCUCCACUCUACAUACCUAGAAUAAAAUAAGAGUGCC